Aureobasidium musti is the source of this 2076-nucleotide messenger RNA. Lineage: Eukaryota; Fungi; Ascomycota; Dothideomycetes; Dothideales; Saccotheciaceae. The record is from the annotation of a GenBank genome assembly.
AUGGACAACAACCAGGGAGGCGGUAGUGGAAACACGUCCAGCGACUUUGUUCGCAAGUUGUACAAGAUGUUGGAGAGCCCACAAGACGAGAGCGUAGUACGAUGGGGCAACGAAGGUGAUAGUUUUGUCGUCCUCGAAGUGCGCAUACCGAAUCCCUCCACGCGUCUAGGCUUCGCUAACCAGAUGGCCUGCAGANACGAGAAAUUCACAAAGCACAUCCUGCCCAAGCACUUCAAACACAGCAAUUUUGCCAGUUUCGUGCGUCAGCUCAACAAAUAUGAUUUUCACAAAGUCCGACAUAACAACGAAGAGGGCGGCGUGUCUCCCUAUGGCGCUGGUGCAUGGGAGUUCAAGCACCCCGACUUCAAGGCCAACAACAAGGACGCCCUGGACAACAUUCGAAGAAAAGCCCCUGCGCCGCGCAAGCCCAAUGCCAUGAUGGAUGAAAUGAUGCCCACCCAGCAAAUGGAUCUUUUUAAUACACAACUUGUCGCAACACAACAGCAAUUGCAACAAUUGCAAGAACGCUACAACGAACUCAGCAUGCACCACUCGAUGCUUUUGCAGGAACUCAUCGGCGUCCAAAAGACAGUUGUCAACCACGAGCAUGUCAUGCAAUAUGUCAUGAACUUCCUGCAGUCGGUCGAUGGUCAACGACGAAGAGAAAGUCGCACGACCAAUCCCUUUGCGCCUCCGGCUACUGGUGCCCCCAACGGCAAGCAACUCCCUCCUGCACCAAUUCCAGAAGAUGAGCCUGCAUCGCCGCUGCAGCAUGCCGCGAAACUGCUCUCAGAGACCAACGCCGACCAUAUGCUGAACACUCGUAACCUCGAACACAUGAACGAAAUGUCUUUGAGAAUGAACUCGGCCCUUACCACACCUCCUCCGGAUCUGGCGCUCCGAACCGGUGCCAGAGUGGCUAGAGGUGGUCCCCAGGGUCCUCACUCCGCUGCCUCGUCCACAUCCAUGUCAUAUGGUGAACUCGACAACCUUGUGUAUCCCGUCGGUCAAACGAAUGGCAUCGAUCCCAUGUUCAGCGAACACAUCCACAAUAUUCCUUAUGCAAUGCCAACAAAGGCUCCCGAGCCUGCGCCUGCACCUCCUGUCGCUGAUGGAAGGAAGAAGAGCAUGCAAUAUGACCCUGGCUGGGUUAGACAACCUCAAGUGCUGCUUGUUGAAGAUGAUCAGACCUGCAGAAGAAUAGGCGGCAAGUUCUUGUACGCUUUCCACUGCGCUGUCGAUAGUGCUCUUGAUGGUCUGGAAGCAGUCAACAAGAUGAACGCUGGCGCAAAGUACGAUCUCGUACUGAUGGAUAUUAUCAUGCCUAACCUUGAUGGCGUUUCGGCUUGCCAUUUGAUCAGACAGUUUGACAACACCCCAAUCAUUGCCAUGACUUCCAAUAUCCGCAGUGAUGACAUUGCAAUGUACUUCCAACAUGGUAUGUACUCUGUCAAUAGGCUGCCACUGGCUGUUGUGCUAACUCUGCUGCAGNGCAUGAACGAUGUGCUUCCGAAGCCCUUCACAAAGGAAGGUUUGCUAAGCAUGCUGGAAAAGCACCUCGGUCACCUCAAGAAGUCACCUUCACAGAUUGAUGGCGUCCCCGCGGGGCCACCCCCACCUCCUCUUGUCCAGGUAGCCGCAAAGAACGCACUGAAGGCUGAAGAGUCGCCUGCUACCUCACCAGCUACGAUCAGCAACUGGACAUCACCCGGAACCGGUCUAGGCAUGUCACCAGCGGCUAGCGAUGCUGCUGGAACCGAAUACAGCAUGGGAGUAGCCGGUCACCCAUCGGCCCCUUAUCACAUGCAGGCCGGUAUGCCUCCUCCUAGUAUGCCUUCACAGAUCAGUUAUGGUGGCUCGCCUCGUGGUAUGCCGCCGGGUCUCGGACCUCAACCCGGUGGUCCACACAGACGUCAAAUAUCCGACAUUUCGGGCGGGCCCGGCGACGUUGGAGGCGAUGCUAAGAGGCAGCAAAUGUUUGGUGCUGGAUCAAUGCCACCACACAUGGGACCAGGUGUACCAAUGGGACAAUCGCUUCAAAACCCACUCAACCCCAUGCACAGAAGACCGGGUUGA